CCCCGUGUCCUGCCCUUAUCUCGCCCGCCCAGCCAGGCUGCAGAAGCGAAAGUAACCGAGGCUGGGGCCGCCGCGCCCCGCACCGCACGAUGCCCCUCGCCCUGGCGCCCGGCCUCCUGCUCCUGCUGCUGGCGAGCGGGGCCCGGGGUGCCCUGGUGGUCUCCGUCCCCAGCUCCCGGGUGCAGACCCAGCCGGGCUCGGACGUGCUCCUGGGCUGUCACUUCUCCAUGGGGGGGCCCGUGGAGCUGAUGGAGCUGGUGGUGCAGUGGAAGCUGGGGAACAGCCUGGUGGCCGAGUUCGAUAACGUCCCAUCGUACGGCAGGCCCGGGGCCAGCCUGUCCCGGGAGGGGCUGCAGGUCGGCAACGCCUCCCUGCUCCUCCCGCGGGUGGGGGGCGCCGAUGCCGGGCUCUACACCUGCAUGGUCAUCGUCCCCCCGAGCCGGGAGAGUCGUCAGGUGGAGCUGCGUGUGGAAGUCCCGCCCCAUGUCUCAGUGUGGGACACCGAGGUGAGGGCCGGCGAGCGGAACCUCGUGACCUGCAACGUGAGCAACUUCUACCCCGGGAGCGUGAGCGUCGCUUGGCUGCGGGACGGGCUGGUGGUGGGGGGCUCCAAGACGGCCCCCAGCCAGCAGGGCCCCACCGGCCUGUACAGCACGACCAGCACCCUCCCGCUCGUGCCCAGCAUCCCCGACGCCAGCGCGAACUACGCCUGCCAGGUGGAGCAUGUCGCCCUGGGGGCGCCGAUCCAAGCAGCCUUCCGGCUGAGCGUGCUCUCCCCGCCACGGCUGACCCUGCUGCAGCCCCUGGUGACGCUGGAGGGGCAGGUCGCUCUGCAGUGCCUGGUGAGCGGCUACCACCCCGCCGAGAUCACGGUGCAAUGGCUGCGGGACGGGGUGCCCCUGCUCUCCAUGGAGUCGCGCCCCACGGAGGAACCCAACGGGUCCUUCGCCCUCCGCAGCAGCUGCAUCCUCGACCGCCCAGAGAGCAGCGCCCAGGCCAACUUCGCCUGCCACGUGCAGCACCCGGCGCUGGCCGCCCCGCUGGAGCGCACGGCCGUCUGGAUAGUCCCCACCCCCACGUGCCCCAGCUUAUGGGCAGCGAUAUUGCUGGGAACCUUGCUGGGAACCUUGCUGGGCCUGCUGCUGCUGCCGCUCCUCGCGUGGGUCGUGUACCGGUGCUGCAACAUCAGCAUGUCCGAGAUCCGUCAGGGGUGGUGUUGGCUGGAGGGCAGCGUCACUGUGCUGUGGUGCGAGGUGGAGGGCCGGCUCCAGGCCACGGACCAGCUGGUCUGGGCAAGGCUGUGCCCGGGGAAGGAGCCCGGGCCGCCCGGGGAGCUGAGUGAGCCCUUGCUGAAGGGGGAGUUGGACCCGCACCAGGUGUCGACAUGGCGGUGCCCCCUCUGGCUGGGCAGGGAGCGGCUCAUGUCCUGUCUGAUCGUCCGCCCUGUGGGGAGCAGCAGAAAGACCUUCAGCUGCACGUUCCAGCCGGGCACGGCCGGCAGGCGGGUCCAGGAGAGGCACAUCACCCUCUCCAGUGCGCAGGGGGUCACGCCGGAUACGGAUCUCAGCAGCUCCCUGUGAGGGCCCGGAGCAGCGCUGGCAGCCCCACGCUGGGUGCCAGAGCCCAGCAGGAUGAGGGCCAGGCCGCCAGCUCCACGCUGACAAAUGCCCACCGGGACUCAGUGUGACGAAGUGGGACUGUUGUUAAUGUUUCCUCUGAAUAGUGUGGGGGUGCCUCAGUUUCCCCUAUGCAACAAUUAACCCCUCACAGAAAUUCUGCUCUUACCCUCUUCACCUAGGGCUUGCUCUAGAGGAACAACAGACUCUUUCUGGGUCUCCCUUACAUCCAGAAUCACCUCUGGCCCAUCCAGCGGAUUCCUACACAAUCCCCUUUCAGGCAAACUCACAGACUUCCUAGAUAAAAGGUCAGAAGCAUUCUCCUUCCCUUUGCCACACACAGGUUCAGGAAUCUUUUCCUUCUUGCUACAGGUUUCCACACCCUCAGUAGGUAACACAAUCACAUCACCUUCAUGCUCUCCUUGUGCCCCGGCUAGGAUCUCACCCUGAUUAGACAGAGUUGUGACACCCUUUCCCAACAACACACUAGCAACAGGCAAAAUACAAGCACCAGAAUUGUCUGGGCUCUGGGAUUUUACAUAGACACUAACUGGAUGCGACCUAGUUGCAGCGCCAUUCUCCCGAGCAGACAAACUUAGGACCCUUCCCUUCCUGGGCUUUAGCUGAAUCCAGAACCAACUCUGAGACAACGGCACGACCCUCAACCGUCACAGGCUGAAAGGCCCCUUCUGUCCGCUCCACAAAGAAGAGCCGGACACACUUUCUCCUUCACCAGACACACAGCUUGGGAUCUCUUUCCCCUUGUCCCAGCACACAAG
Messenger RNA from Chelonia mydas (Green sea turtle), 2395 nucleotides. RefSeq names its product hemicentin-2. The record is from RefSeq and is a predicted model, not a curated record. The transcript is spliced from 7 exons. The coding region runs from base 90 to 1580 and encodes 496 amino acids. Lineage: Eukaryota; Metazoa; Chordata; Testudines; Cheloniidae.